AUGUCCAAAGACGGCCGGCUCUUUGCGACAGGAUCGUCGAGCGGUUGUGUCAAAAUCUGGACAGCUACUGGAUCUUGCAUCUGGACCUUUGAAGCACAUUCUGAUAUGGUUGUCUCAACACAAUUUUCGACAGAUAGUCAGAUGCUUGCGUCAUGGUCACACGACCGGAGAAUCAAGAUAUGGAACUUGGCCCGUGGCGUUUGCAAAAACAUCUUGGAGUGUCGUGGUGAAUCAAUCUUGGCACUCUCUUUCUCUGAAGAUGAUCGAUUUCUGGUUGCAGGGUCAUAUGACAAGAACAUAGAUCUUUGGGAUACGAUUCACGGAUCGCUGUUGCGCAGAUUUGAAGGGCACAGUGAUGGAGUCAGCGCCUUAACAUUUUCCUCUAGCAGGAAAUGGCUCGUCUCCGGAUCCAUACUGCGAGGAGAGAUAAAGAUAUGGGACUUGGGACACGGCGAGUGUCUGCAGACUUUCAUUGGGCACGAUGACUCUGUCUCGGCUGUUGCCAUGCCCUCCGUUGGCUCACGUCUCGCAUCAAGUUCUUGCGACGGUUCGAUCAAGGUCUGGGAUCUAAGUGGGCGUCCCAUGUUGAUCCGAACCUUUCACUCCAGAGUACUGCCGACAUCUCUCGCCUUCAAUUCUGCAGAGUCUGACAGUCUCAAGACCAACAUAGGCACUCUAUGUAUCGACCAGCAAGGUUUGAUUGAUACGCAGCCAACGUAUGCUUUCUUCGAAGAUGUCACUUUGCGCGGGUGGGGUGUGGACAGCAAAAGCAGGUGGAUUUUGAAGGGAGGAAAUCGCGUCUUCCAGCUACCUAAGAAGUAUCACCCUUCCCAUUACUGCCUGCAGCAGUCAACGCUAGCAGUUGGUACUUGUUCUGGAGAUCUCCUUUUGGCGCAUCUCCCAUCACGCUCGUUACAUAACAUUGAGAACAGUCUGACAGGGCGGGCGUUCCCUGGAUAUGGCUGGGACAUCAAGUAUGAGCAGGAAAGAGCUAUGAUGGUUUUAGAACAAGCUGAAAGCCCUGAGUAG
This is a messenger RNA of Purpureocillium lilacinum, 1029 nucleotides long. NCBI's taxonomy places the organism in Eukaryota, Fungi, Ascomycota, Sordariomycetes, Hypocreales, Ophiocordycipitaceae. The record is from RefSeq and is a predicted model, not a curated record.